Messenger RNA from Capsella rubella, 1401 nucleotides. RefSeq lists its product as uncharacterized. The transcript has 3 exons. Bases 597 to 1205 code for a protein of 202 amino acids. Lineage: Eukaryota; Viridiplantae; Streptophyta; Magnoliopsida; Brassicales; Brassicaceae. The record is from RefSeq and is a predicted model, not a curated record.
UGUUCGAUUUCUUCAUUUCUUCUUUUUAUCUAUCCCGUCUUCUCAGAUUCGCUUUUCGUUUGUCGUGAUUUCUCGAUUUGGAUAUGGUCGCUCUUCGAUUCUUGUUCCAAUGAUCCGACUCUAGCUUUGUCGCCUGAGAUCUCUGCAAUCGGAUUCGAUUUAUAGAAAGGGGUGUUUAUAUUUUGAAUUUAUAUUAUCUUUGGGAAAUAUAGGGUUUCGAAGAGCAUAAGAGUUAAAAAUGCGGGUGUCCUCUGAGAUACUCCUCCUUUCUUUGGUUCCUGCGUUGACUUUUUAUCAUUCUGGUUUGAGUUCUAAUCGUUUGAAACCUCUUCAGAAGAGUGAUUGGCGUGGUAAUCUUAGUUAAAUAGUUUCUCCCUCUCUUCAAUCUUCUUUCUCGGGUUUUUUUUUUUGCCUUUAUAGAUCUCUUUGAUCUUUGUCGUCCCCGUCUGGUUCUCACCAUUUCCCUAGCUCGGAUUAAGCUAAUCGAAAAAGAAGUAGCUUGAGAUCUCUUUCUUAGUCAGUGGUUCCAUCUUUCGGUGUUUUUUUUUUUUGACGUUUCGUGUGCUCGAUUUGCGACGCAAGAGUUGCGUUUGGAUAUGAGCUCUGUUUGUGGUGGGUUGGAUUUCAAAGAUGCAGAGUCUCACCUUGAGAGCAGCUCUGCUUCCAGUGCCAGUAAAUGUUCUAAUGGCGCAAAGCAUGUCUCUUGUCCUGGAUCUGAUGAUGCUCAAGAGUCUGAUGGUGAUGAUAGUAGUGGUUUUAUACACCAAAAUGUGAUUGAAGAAGCUAAAGACAUUCCUGAGUCUUUGCCUCUCAUUUCUUUGGAUGAUGAAACUGAAGACAGGAACCUUGCAACCGCAUUGCAAGACAUGUUCUCUGAGAGUAUGAGUGUGGUUACUUUGAUUCCUGCCAUUAAAGGUGGUCGAGAGAAACAUGGCAAGUCACUCAAGAAGCUGAGUGUGACAUGGGCUGAAGAUGUUUAUGAUCCUCCGCCCUCUAUUGUCUCUCACACAAGAAGCAAGAAACAGCAACCGCAGAAAUCAAAGAGCAAAGACAACCUGAAGAAGAAUGGAAAGAAAGGUCAGAAGGGAAGCAGCAAUUCCCGUGGCAGCAAAGACAAGAAGCAGACUUCUUCUCGCAGCAGCAAAUACAAUCGUGAUAAAUUUGAUUGGACAACGCAAGUGUCUAUUAUAGCUGCAUCUUCUUGAAUCUGUGUGACACGACCAAGGCAUUUGCGUCUUCCUUACUCUUUCGUCCGUCCUCUCUCUUUGGCCUUCGCUUGUUUAUAAAUAAAAUAUUUUGUGUGAAAACUUUCUAAGUUUCAGAAACGACUUUUGUUAUUCGUACGGAAUUGGUUUUGAUUUUACACGAAUUACCAACUAUUGUGAAGCUGUUUCCUCUCCA